AUGAUUAGUACCAGUACAUUGGCAUUGAAAACUUUCUCAGAAGAUAUCUCUUCAAAUAUUUCUGCCAAUGUUUUUGAUGUUACUUCAUUGAAUCAAAAUAAUUUUCCAAGAGACUUCGUAUUUGGAACAUCAACUUCUGCAUAUCAGUAUGAAGGUGGUGCAAUGGAAGAUGGCAAGGAACAAGUAUAUGGAUACCUAAAAAUAUCCGGAUGCAUACAGGUUAUCAUCUCAUGGUCUAGAAUACUACCAAAUGGAAGAAUAAGUGGAGGUGUAAAUCAAGAAGGGAUCACAUACUACAACGACCUAUUAGCUAAUGCUUUGGAAGAUGAAUAUGGAGGUUUCUUAAGUCCUCUUAUAGUAUUUGAUUUUCGGGAUUACGCGGAGCUUUGCUUCAAGGAAUUUGGAGAUAGAGUGAAAUAUUGGAUUACUAUAAAUGAACCAUCGACUUACACAACAUCUGGAUAUGCGAUAGGGAUGUUUCCACCUGGUCGAUGCUCUGAUUGGCAAAAUCUCAACUGCACCGGCGGUAUUUAG
This is a messenger RNA of Vicia faba (fava bean), 534 nucleotides long. The record is from the annotation of a GenBank genome assembly. NCBI's taxonomy places the organism in Eukaryota, Viridiplantae, Streptophyta, Magnoliopsida, Fabales, Fabaceae.